Messenger RNA from Lolium rigidum, 1722 nucleotides. RefSeq names its product BRAP2 RING ZnF UBP domain-containing protein 2-like. Bases 21 to 1469 code for a protein of 482 amino acids. The record is from RefSeq and is a predicted model, not a curated record. Gene Ontology annotation, molecular function: ubiquitin protein ligase activity; zinc ion binding. The transcript is spliced from 12 exons. Gene Ontology annotation, biological process: protein ubiquitination; Ras protein signal transduction. Lineage: Eukaryota; Viridiplantae; Streptophyta; Magnoliopsida; Poales; Poaceae. Gene Ontology annotation, cellular component: cytoplasm.
CAUCCUCUCCGUCUCCGGCCAUGGCGACCGCCGGCGAUCCCGCCGCCCUUCCCCCUUCCGCCUCUCCCUUCUCGUCCACCGGCGCCCUCGAGUCGGUCCCCUUCUCCUCGGGGAACCCCCGCAUCGAGGAGACCCGCGGCGUCGUCCUCCUCCACCCCGACCCACCCGCCGCUGCCGCUGCCGCCGCCUCCUCCUCGUCCUCUAAUCUCCCGGUCGGGAGGAAGCCGCGGGUGUGCGUGCCGGCCGUGCCCAACCACAUGACCUACGCCGACUUCUGCCGCUUCUGCGGCGCCUUCGUCCCCCACAUGCUCGAGAUGCGCAUCGUCAGGAUCGACGGAGCGGAGGACCAGUACAGCGUUCUCAUCAAGUUCGACACGCUGAGCUCCACCGAUAGCUUCUACAAGCACUUCAACGGAAAGCGCUUCUCGUCGCUGGAGGGGGAUGUUUCUCGUGUACGGUUUGUGGAAGACGUGCACUACACUCAGUUGAUUGAGCAUGCGCAUAGCUCGGUUACAAGCUUGGCUGAGCAGCCUAACUGCCCAGUUUGUCUAGAACGACUUGACCAAGAUCCUGGAGGCAUUCUUACUACAAUAUGCAACCAUUCUUUCCACUGUUCAUGCAUAUCAAAAUGGACAGACUCUUCAUGCCCAGUUUGUAGGUAUUGUCAGCAGCAACCGGAGAAAUCCAUGUGUUCAAUCUGUGGAACUUCAGAGAAUCUUUGGAUUUGUGUAAUCUGUGGUAAUGUUGGCUGUGGAAGGUACAAAGGUGGUCAUGCUAUUGAACACUGGCAAGAAACUGAACACUGCUAUUCACUUGAAUUAGAAACACAAAAAGUUUGGGAUUAUGCUGGUGACAACUAUGUCCAUCGUUUGAUUCAAUCCAAAACUGAUGGAAAACUGGUUGAGUACAACUGCUAUGGUACCCAUGGAGCAGAUGGAAUGUGUUCAAUAUGCAGUGGUGAUGCAGGAAUGGAUGAAGCUAUACUUAACAGUAAAGUUGAAGCUAUUGUUGAAGAGUACAAUGAUCUCCUCACGUCUCAGCUUGAUAAACAAAGAAAUUACUAUGAGUCACUUCUGCUAGAAGUCAAAGAGGAGUAUGAGAGAGAAGUUUCUGCUGCUACUGCAAAAGCUGUGAGCAUUAAACACCCAAAGUUGCAGACAAAGCUUGAUAAGUGCAUUGAAGAGAAACGUUUUCUUGAUGACAUUAAUGCCAAUCUUGUCAAAAAUCAGGAGAUGUGGAGAGAAAGAAUUCGGAAAGUACAAGAAAGGGAACAAGCUGCGCUUAAACUGAAAGAUGAAAAGAUCAAGAAGCUGGAGGCGGAGCUAAGUGAUUUGAUAGCCCAUAUUGAGUGCCGAGACGCUGUGGCAGCAGCUCCUGAAUCAGUCUCAAGUGACAUACAAGGGGGCACGAUACUUCCUGGACCAUCGACACCAUCCUCCAGCAGCAGCCGGGACAGAAAGCGGAGUUGAGAUCUGCUUACCGUUAAUGUGUUUUAGUGAGUGAAACUUUGCACCAUUAGAGUACGUUCUAUUCCUAAAUCUCUGCCCUUAAUUCGAGAGUAACAUGCAUACAUCUGAUCUUCCAACUCAUGGUUGGUAGUAUCUAUUGAUUGAUGGUAACGUGUUGCCCAUGUUGGGAUCUGGCUUCUCAAAUCUAUGUCAAUGUGGAUCCUUAAAUUCCAUCUGAAAUUGUUAUUUUAAAUUCAGCAUAUAACGUUGGGUA